AUGGAUCCAGCAGAAGAAUCGUCUGUUUCAACUCCUCUUUCAUGCUUUCAAGAGUUUAAAUCAGACCUGGCAAGACAUUUUGAAACAACAUCAAAGGAGCUGGAAGAAAUUGAAGAGGAGUAUCAAGCACUGAAACGAUUCAUUCAGACGGAGAUAGACUCGUGUUCAGAAGAUCAGAUCCAAUUACUGCAUGAGGCGGAGAACGUUCAUCAAAAGAUUGCUGCUUUUAUGAAAAACAUUCAAUGCCAUCUUCCGUCAAUUGAGACGUUGCCUUCAAGAAAAUAG
Messenger RNA from Naegleria fowleri, 285 nucleotides. RefSeq lists its product as uncharacterized. The coding region runs from base 1 to 285 and encodes 94 amino acids. The transcript is spliced from 3 exons. The record is from RefSeq and is a predicted model, not a curated record. Lineage: Eukaryota; Heterolobosea; Eutetramitea; Acrasida; Naegleriidae.